Messenger RNA from Salvelinus namaycush (lake trout), 1210 nucleotides. Its product is annotated as cyclin-dependent kinases regulatory subunit 1. Gene Ontology annotation, cellular component: SCF ubiquitin ligase complex; cyclin-dependent protein kinase holoenzyme complex. NCBI's taxonomy places the organism in Eukaryota, Metazoa, Chordata, Actinopteri, Salmoniformes, Salmonidae. The coding region runs from base 187 to 417 and encodes 76 amino acids. Gene Ontology annotation, molecular function: histone binding; protein kinase binding; ubiquitin binding. Gene Ontology annotation, biological process: regulation of mitotic cell cycle. The transcript has 4 exons. The record is from RefSeq and is a predicted model, not a curated record.
AAGGCCGGAUCAGUAGCUAACAUUAGAGAGGGAAACUCGCAGCAAACUUGAAAAAGGUCAAUCGACCACAUCAGAAGCAGGACAAUAUUCUACAAUCAACAGUUAUUUUGUGAUAUAUCUAGAUUCUUGUUAGGAAAUCACCAGUACAAUCAUUUGGAACAAGCCACGUGGAUAAAGGUUGGCAUCAUGUCUCAGAAGCAGAUAUAUUACUCUGACAAAUACGAUGAUGAGAAAUUCGAGUAUAGGCACGUGAUGCUGCCCAAGGACAUUGCCAAGCGUGUGCCCAAGACCCAUCUGAUGUCUGAGACUGAGUGGAGGAACCUGGGCGUCCAGCAGAGUCAAGGCUGGAUACACUACAUGAUCCAUCAACCAGAGCCCCACAUCUUGCUGUUCCGUCGUCCACUGCCUGCAGCCUGAUCUCUCGGACAAAGGGCGAGAGAGAACCCAUAGGGAAGAAGAUAAGAGGGUGGCUGGAGAUGGUUGAACACAACUCGGUUGGAUGGAUAUAGACUAUUUUGUAAAUACUGCAUGGUAUACAGUGGAGCCAGAGUCGACCUCCAACCCACUGCUUCACUCACUGUAAAGCCUUUCACAUUUCCUCUGGACCUGCUUGGAACCCUUUCAUAUUUUUCUCUAUAUGUACUAGCCUGAUAAUGUUGUCAAUGUUCAUAUUUUUCUCUAUAUGUACUAGCCUGAUAAUGUUGUCAAUGUGUGCGUCUGGGAAGAAAAGGAAAAUCUGAGGUUUUAGCAACACAUUUUCAUUAUUCUAAACUUUAACCCACAAUACCUGCUGUGAGUUGACUAACAUAUCUAAUUUUAAGGCAGAUAGUAAGAUGGUAAAUGUUAAAAUGCAGGAGGUGGCAUUUUGGCAGCACAAAUGUGCAGGGAUGUUACCGAAAUUACGGAUCAUAUACCUGUUAUGGCACUUGAUUCAAACUUAUUUUGAUUACCGCAGCUUGCAUCAAGUGUAUGCACUCUUACAUUGUACAAAUGAUAGCCCUCUGGAUAUUGUUAAAAGGAAAAAAAGUUUUUUUUUAUAAUUUUUGAAAUUUUAUAAAUCGUGACCUGCUGCAGUUAUACUGUAGACUGUCUGCAUUUUUAGAGCUGUCCAAAUGGGACCCAAUAUCUUCGUUGCCAUGUCUAUGAUUGUACAAAUCAGCUGCUCAGUUUUUAUGAAUUCUUUUACACAGAAAUAAAUGUUUUAAUUUGA